This is a messenger RNA of Aspergillus glaucus CBS 516.65, 726 nucleotides long. RefSeq lists its product as uncharacterized. Bases 1 to 726 code for a protein of 241 amino acids. The record is from RefSeq and is a predicted model, not a curated record. The transcript is spliced from 2 exons. Lineage: Eukaryota; Fungi; Ascomycota; Eurotiomycetes; Eurotiales; Aspergillaceae.
AUGGAACCAUCCCCCCAAUAUGAAAUCCCAUCACGACAGCCCCAUGCGCCGAUCAUAAGAGCCGCAGCCAAGGCUCUCAUCGACAGAAAGAUCCCGCUGAUGGAGUACGGAUCGCAGGUAGAGUGGCGAUGUGGGUACCCUCUCGUCCUUCUGCUGGUUGAGUGGGCAGUGCCGGAUGCCCUCCUAUCUCUUGCAUCACAGACCCUAUCAGACCAAGGGAUUCCCUGUGUGCCUCCAUCUACAAACAUCUCAGCGAGAUUUGGACAAUGGGAGCGAGCGGGCUUCAUUCACAAUCUAGAUCUAGUGGGUCGAUCCCGAAUCUACCUCUAUCCACUGUCGUUUGUCGGCCUUGCGCUUCGGGACACGGUUGAAGUCACAUCGACCUUUGACCGCACGCUAAAGGUCCUGACGCCAAAGCCUCGAAUGUACAUGGUGUCAUUGAUCCGCCAUCUCCUCAAUUACCCAAUUGGUAACAGCUCCAGAAUUCGAGUACAGGAUAGUCUGCUGGGUUUUAUAUCCUCUUACAUUUUGCGCGAUACCCCCAUAAAUACGAAGGAGGGGGAGGAUGACGACGAUGAGAGUGAAGAGGAUUAUCAGCAAAGGGUGGAAGAAGCGGUCCAGGAUAUGAGAACUUGGAAUUGGGAUACGACGGAGGAAGAAUACUUGAGUAUUGCGGAGCGUCUCGUCCGUGAUUGCCCAUCUAUCUGGGAUGUAUCUAGCUACUGA